Messenger RNA from Cuscuta europaea, 567 nucleotides. Lineage: Eukaryota; Viridiplantae; Streptophyta; Magnoliopsida; Solanales; Convolvulaceae. The record is from the annotation of a GenBank genome assembly.
AAAUCCUUACAGCUGUUGGAAGGGAUGCUAACAACAACAUGUAUCCAAUUGCAUGGGCCAUAGUUGAGAUUGAAAAUACAUCUUCCUGGCAAUGGUUUUUGGAGUUGUUGAAGCAUGAUUUGGAAAUUGAUGAUAGCAGCCCCUGGACAGUCAUAAGUGAUCAACAAAAGGGUCUUACCAAUGUCAUCCAGAGCUUACUCCCUCAAGAUGAACAUAGAAAUUGUGCAAGACACAUUCAUGCAAACUGGAGCAAGAACCACAGAGGGAAAUUCAUGAAGCAGUUGUUCUGGAUGUGUGCUAGGUCCACAUGUGAGGCACAACUUCAGGAGUGGCUUCAAGAGCUUCAAAAAAGGACCCUGCUGCAAAACAAGAUUUGGAAAUAUAUCCUUUCAAAAACUGGUGCAAAGCCUUCAUUAGGACUUCUGUGAAAUGUGAUGCAGUUGACAACAACAUGUCAGAGGCUUUUAAUCGUACAUUGGUGGGGUGUAGGAGCAAACCCAUCAUUCCCAUGCUAGAAGACAUAAGGAUUCAAAUGAUGCAGAGAAUUGCUAAGAAGAGGGACCUAGC